Eublepharis macularius is the source of this 999-nucleotide messenger RNA. RefSeq names its product intraflagellar transport 43 (gene IFT43). The transcript is spliced from 11 exons. Lineage: Eukaryota; Metazoa; Chordata; Lepidosauria; Squamata; Eublepharidae. The record is from RefSeq and is a predicted model, not a curated record. Gene Ontology annotation, cellular component: intraciliary transport particle A; cilium. Bases 251 to 820 code for a protein of 189 amino acids. Gene Ontology annotation, biological process: intraciliary retrograde transport.
GCAAAAGCCAUUCGCGCACGGUAUCUGUGACAUCAAAGGACAGCCACUCAGCGGAGCCCCGGGUCAUCACGUUGCGGCCACUGAGAAACAAUACAAGGAAGAGACAUCUGUCUACCUCUUCUCUUCUAGCCAACAGAAUUUCCACUUUAAGUGUUAAGGACUGGAGGAAGAGAAAAGACCAGUCUGGAUCUAGUCAACUGCCAGAUCUUUACUAGCUGUCCUGGCUUGCCCACUAUCCUAACAGGUAAAGAUGGGCAGACGAGCUCAGCAGGAUUCUCACUUGGAGGAAAACCAUCUUAGCCCUACCUGCUCUUCAGCUGGAGAGGAUGAAGACACUACAGAAAAGGGUCCUCCAUCUAUACCUGUUCGCCGGCGAGGAGGAUGGGCAAGUGAUGCUGUUGUGAAUGCUCCCAAAUCAGGAAAGAAACAUACGGAACAAGAAGUUGAAGAUCACCGCCUGAGGCAGCAGAGCCAGGAGGCCUCCGAUGAUGGAGAAGAUAUUCCAGUGAUUCCUGAUUUGGAAGAAGUUCAAGAGGAAGAACUGGCCAUGCAGGUGGCAGCUCCACCCAGCAUCCAAGUGAAUAGAGUGCUUACCUACCGCGACCUGGACAAUGACCUCAUGAAAUAUGCUGCUUUCCAAACCUUGGAUGGAGAUAUUGACCUGAAGCUCCUCACUAAGGUUUUGGCUCCAGAGCAGGAAGUACGGGAGGAUGAUGUCUGCUGGGACUGGGACCACCUCUACACAGAGGUGUCUUCAGAGCUUCUCAGCGAGUGGGAUGUGGGUCUGGCUGAGAGGGAAGAGGCUCUCACUCCCACUUAGGCUUUGCCGAGAGGGUUGCACAGCUACCAACUACAAAGGGACAACUGUAGGGACAAAGGGACAAAAAAACCCCCCACAUUUAAAAAAAAUAUAUGCUUUGUGUCUACGGCAUUUUAUUUUGGCUCAUAUAAUAAAGGGAGGCAGCGGCUUCCUCAGAAGAUUGGUUUAAUAGAACUUGU